AAAAAAAAUAUAAAAAUAAAAGUUCAUUGUUUGUGCUGCUGGCAGAAUAACGUUACUAGUCCCAAAACGUCGGUGUUUGUUUUUUUAGUAGCCCGUAUUCACGAUUUGUGGAAGAAAAAAAACGACUCACCAUCGAGUCUUUCCACGAAGAAAUAGGAACUCUCUGCCUGUAGAUGAACAACCACGGGAAUAAGAGGGCACCGACCACAGCCACCCAGAGACUAAAGCAGGACUACCUCAGGAUAAAGAAAGACCCUGUGCCUUACAUCUGUGCUGAACCCCUACCAUCCAACAUCCUCGAAUGGCACUAUGUUGUUCGAGGUCCUGAGAAAACCCCAUACGAAGGGGGAUAUUAUCAUGGCAAACUAAUAUUCCCUCGGGACUUCCCCUUUAAACCACCCAGCAUCUACAUGAUCACACCUAACGGGAGAUUUAAGUGUAACACACGGUUAUGUCUGUCCAUCACUGAUUUCCACCCGGACACGUGGAACCCAGCCUGGUCCGUCUCCACCAUCCUGACUGGUCUGCUCAGCUUCAUGGUGGAGAAAGGCCCUACUCUGGGCAGCAUCGAGACCUCUGACUACACUAAACGACAGCUGUCAGCCCAGAGCUUGGCUUUCAACCUAAAGGAGAAGGUUUUCUGUGAAUUGUUUCCUGAUGCCGUUGAUGAGAUAAAGCAGAAACAGAAGGCCCAGGAGGAAUUGAGUGCCCGUCCCCUCCCCCUCCCCGACGUGGUUCCUGAUGGCGACCCUCAACACGGCAACUACGGAAUCCCCGCCCUCAACGGAGGCCACGGCCCUCUGGGCCCCGCUAACCCCGCCCCCGGCCUCCAGCAGGCCAAUCGGAACCACGGACUGCUGGGCGGCGCCUUGGCCAACCUGUUUGUGAUUGUAGGGUUCGCGGCGUUUGCCUACACAGUGAAGUACGUGCUGCGGAGCAUCGCCCAGGAGUGAGAGAGGAGAGAUGAAGGAGAGCAGAGGGUCAGCUACAGGACUAUUGUAUGAUUUAAACACAUUAUUGAUAGAAAUUCUGAGCCACCCCCCUGAAGGAGGGAUGGAGAAGCAGGUGGGGGGGUUUGGGGUGGGGGGGGACUGGGACAGGGUUGUUUGGGAUCACGGUUGUUGAUCCACUCUGUGCUUUCGGUGGUUAUGACCUAAUACCAGGUAGAAGAAGUGCUUGGCUCAUGGGUUGACCGCUGGCUCAGAACAUUUUCAAGUAAUUGUUCUUCUCUGCCUAUUUACUCUGAAGCCACUGUAUUGUUAGUGUUCUGUGUGCUAGAUACAUUUUCAAUCUAUUGUGCCGCCAUAUUGGUGGGUCCCUGGGAAAAAAAAGGAAAAAAAGAAGAAAAAAAAUCAUGUGGAUUUUGGAACCAUGUUUUCAUUCUGCCUCUUCCUGCUCCACAAAGUAUGUCUUAAGUGGGGAUAGCUAGCCCUCUGUUGCCCGGGAAACAAGGUUCAGACUCACUUGGGUAAGUGUUGCCCUUCUGUCCUGUGUCACCUUAGACAGGUAAGACAGUCUCUUCUCCCCCCCCCUCUCCCAGGUGUCCUGAGAAACACACAGGAAGGAGUCUGUGUAAUAUAAUGUCAAUGAAACCCUGGCUUUUAAGUAAGCUCAUCACAACAAGAGAACCUGUUUUAUUCAAACCCCCCCCCCAGGUUUUCGGGACUGAGUCCUAAAUCAGUUGUCACUGUGUGUUUAGCAAAUACAACAAGGUAGAUCUCUGAGUGUGUGUGUGUGUGUGUGUCCCCCAAAUGGCCCCCUUUUCCCUUUUCUAGUGCACUACUUUUGACCAGGACCUACAGGGCUCUGGUCUAAAGUACCGCACUAUAUAGGGGAUAGGGUGCCAUUUGGGACACCAGCUCAGUCAGUCUGUCUGCUGUGGCUUUUUCCCCAAAAUGGCUGACCCCCCCGGGUGUCUUCUUCAGAAUGCAUCCAUAAUACCAUUGUCACGCUUCAUUCACCAUCUUGUCUGGUUGAAACCAAAUACACGACUCUUAGGUUUGGCCCGUUUUUAAUCACUGACAAUGCUGUCGUUUUUCAUGGGGUUAGUUUGGAAAAGGUUGGGGGUUGUAGGAUAAUGAGGAAGUUGUUUGAAAUUCCGUAAGUCAUUGGUCGUGGGAUAUGUGUCACAUAAGAAUGGAAGACGCAGGGGACUGAACCGAUUAGCUGGCCUUAGAGCAUGUUGUCUGUCUGUCUUUACAAUGCUACUGACCCACUCAAACAUUUUGAAAAGAGAAGUAUGGACAUGGUGGAUAGGUUAACUAUAGUAGUGGAAUAAAAUUAGGUUAUAUAGUAACCUAUUUAAAUAGUUAUCUCAAGGAAGUUGAUUCUGCCUAAUAUACAUUUUAAUUCUACUGAAACAAAAUAUGCACUCGACAUGUAAAAGGUUGGUUUCAUAAAAGAUGCCAGACCGGUUCCAUAUGUACAAGUGUUUCUCAAAAAUGUUGGGCACAAAUGUGUUUACAUCCGUGUUAGUUAGCAUUUCUUCUUUUGCCAAGUGGCAUAUCAAGAAGCUGAUUAAACAGCAUGAUCAUUCCACAGGUUCACCUUGUGCUGGGGUCAAUAGAAGGCCACUCUCUAAAAUGUGCAGUUUUGUCACACAAAGCAAUGCCACAGAUGUCUGAAGUUUUAAGGGAGCGUGCAAUUGGCAUGCUGACUACAGGAAUCUCCACCAGAGUUCCUGCCAGAGAAUUGAAUGUUCAAUUCUCUACCAUAAGCCGCCUCAAUGUCGUUUUUUUUGGGGGGGGGCUGUACGUCCAACUGGCCUCACAACCACAGACCGUGUGUAACAACGCCAGCCCGGGAUCUCCACAUCGUCUGAGACCAGCCACCCGGAUCGCUGGUGAAACUGAGUAUUUCUGUCUGUAAUAAAGCUCUUUUGUGGGGAAAAACUCAUUCUGAUUGGUUGGGCCUGGCUCCCCAGUGGGGUGGACCUAUGCCCACCCAUGGCUGUGCCCCUACCAAGUUAAGUGAAAUCCAUAGAUUAGGGCCUAAUGAAUUUAUUUCAAUUUGACUGAUUUCCUUAUAUGAACUGUAACUUUGAAAUUGUUGCAUGUUGUUUUUUUUCUUCUUCAGUAUAGCUAAAUUCCCCAUUUUAAAAUACCAUGUCAACCUACCUGUGUGUUUGGUAAAGCUGAUAUCUGUUUAUGUUUGGGUGAGUUUCAAUGCGUGCUGUGGGUCAUUGCAUUGGUCAUUAGGCUUGUCUUUAAACCGUGACAUCAAAAAGACAGACUGCGUCUGACUAGAGCACGAAAUAGGAAAUGGGGUAGGAGAUAUGAGUUGACUCGUCUCUCGGCUGGUGUUUUGUUGUCAGUCAACCCAACCCGUGAGCCAAGGCAGUUAAGUCCAGCACCUGUCAAUCUCCCUAGUUGCGCUGAGACGGGGAUCUCCAAGGUGCUUGGCUGACCAUUUUUUUUAACAACACAUCGCUCUAUAUAGACCCCAAUGAGGAGAUAACAGUCUGUAUAGGCCCCAAUGAGACAACAGUCUGUAUAGGCCCCAAUGAGGAGACAACAGCACAUGGAGAAGUAAACCUUUGUGUUUAAUAUGGAUAUUUUAUUUUAUAUAAUAGUAGCCAUGGUGUGGCAGUCUGUUAGAUCGGGAACCAGCUUUCUUGUCCCUAGCAGUGUACAAAAUGGCACCUUAUUCCAUAUCUUGUUCGCUACUUUUGACCAGAGCCUUUGCAAAGGUUUAAGGAAUAGGGUGUAAUUUGGGACAUAUCCCGUCUUGCCAAACAGGACAGGGUUGAGAGAAGAGCUGGUUAAUGUGAAAACACACCAGCACCUCCCUGGCUAGUAGAAUUACUCAUUUACAUUGCAUUUAGUGCAGAUUGUUCUACAGUGUAGCCUACUUUUGACUUCAGAAAGCAGAAGAAAAGAAAUCUGUUCAGAUAAUAGCAGAAGACUUGACAAAGCUCUUUUUGUGUCUUGUUCUGGCCCUUUUUUAAUGAGUUAAUUUGAGAUGCACAGCAAAGCACACAAAUUCCACACGCUUCAUAAUUAUCUCCUUUUGAAAUUGUAUGUUUUCAUAGUUGAUGCAAAUAAAUGUACCCCGCCAUUUUAGAGAA
Oncorhynchus masou masou (cherry salmon) is the source of this 4066-nucleotide messenger RNA. It is a transcript of the gene ube2j2, whose product is annotated as ubiquitin-conjugating enzyme E2, J2 (UBC6 homolog, yeast). The record is from RefSeq and is a predicted model, not a curated record. NCBI's taxonomy places the organism in Eukaryota, Metazoa, Chordata, Actinopteri, Salmoniformes, Salmonidae. Bases 174 to 953 code for a protein of 259 amino acids. The transcript has 7 exons.